Molecule: messenger RNA, 1536 nt
Organism: Spathaspora passalidarum NRRL Y-27907
Lineage: Eukaryota; Fungi; Ascomycota; Pichiomycetes; Serinales; Debaryomycetaceae
Exons: 2
Coding region: 1-1536 (511 amino acids)
Source: RefSeq, a predicted model, not a curated record
AUGUCAGUAUAUUCACAACUUUUUCCUCUUUUUAUGGCAAUUGAAAGGUUUGUAUCAUCUUCUUCGAAAGCACCUGAAACACUAAUUUACACCCUUCAAAAUUACAAGAGUACAAUUCCGCAAGAUACACUAGUCAAUAAUGAUAUCACGCAAUACUGUAAUUCGGCAACUAAAAAGUAUCAACCACUGACCUUGAGAAUUGGGAUCUUCUAUGCUAACGAAAAGUCGAGAUCCAGCUCUAAAAUUAUAGAAGCAAUCCUUGCAGAUCCACUUUCAGAUAAUAACAAACCCUGGUUCAACAAGAUACAACAGAGAAACAAAUCACCAAUUGUCCUGUUUCAAUAUUCCCCUACGGCAGUUGUAUCAGAUAAUACUUGUGAUGUCCCGUCACCUAUCCUCGGUGGAAUUUAUCGACCCACUUAUAACUUUGAACCUGAGCAAUUUCCUAAUGAUUUAAUAAUAGACGAAAUAAACCAGGAUAUUUCAACAGUUAAAGUUACUAACUAUACCUUCUUGAUAUGUGUCGAUGACCAAAUCAAACUCAAUCAAUUUAAUGAAGAGACUCAAAACAAAAUAUUCUUGAAUGUGAUUGAUAAUGAAUCAUAUUCACCACCAAGUAUUCAAGAUACCCCGAUUGCAUUCACUAAUGAACCAAAUACCAAUAUAAUAAAGAUUAAUAGUAAACUAGCGGUUACUGGUAUUGAAGAGUUUCUUGAAAAAGAUGUGGCUGUUGCUUCUGAGUACCUUCAAGAUAUGAGGGAUAGUAAUAUCUACGAAUUGUUAAAGGCAAUCACCUGGAUGCUGAACAAGGAUACUGUUAAUGAGUUUUUAUUGAAUAAUAUAAAGACUAAAAUUGCAAAGUAUAUAAAAUCUGCCAAGGAACCACAAGAAAACCAUAGAAUUGCUGCAACAGACAUUGCUAAAUUUGCCGAGUUUGUUAACCGCGAACUUCAGGAUGAAUUCCAGCCCCAAACUCAACAAUUCUUUAAGAAGAAGUUAAACUGGUGGAGGUUAUAUUACAAGAAUGACAAUGUUGAAUAUGAUAUCAAGGAUUUCUUUAAUGCCCAUUUCAUGAAUAAAAGUAUUGAAAAGUAUAAUUUCUUAAAUGGGAAAAUCGCCGGAGUUAACGAUGUUGACGAACUAUCUAAUCCAUUAUCUGAUUUAAAGACCACUAUUAUAAAUGAACGUGUUAGCCAAGAAGUUCAACCUUUGGUUAUUAAAACUUUAGCAUCUGCCUUUAUAUAUUACCAAUUACCCAUAGGAAUCAUUGCUGCAUUAUCUUAUCAAUUCUUUGGGUUUAGUGCUAAUGCAUCCAUUGCACUCUUAUCAUUAGGUUUAGUGGUUGGUUUCAACCAAGUGUCCCGAAUCUGGAUCGAAUUUACUCAUAAUUGGUUAACUGAGUUGUUUGAAGAAAUCAGAGUAUGUUUAAGUAAAGAGUGUAUCGAAAAGGGUCUUUUGAAGCAGUCCGACAAUAGAUUAGCCAAAGAUAUCAAACUAGCUGAAUUGCGGACACAAACUUUAGAGCAAUUAAAUUAA